GGGGGGGGGGGGGGCUGACCAUGCAAAAAAUCACAAUCGUAUGGUCAUUUUUACGUUUUGGUACAUAGUUUUGAAAAAAAAAGUGUGGGGGGGGGGGGCUUCAGCCCCCCUUAGCUUGCUUCCGCGGCCCCUGUAUGUACUGUAGGACUUUCUAUGUAAUUAUCUUUUGAACGCUACAAUGUAUCAAUACAACUUUCGAUGAUUUAUGUGAUUAUAAUUUAAUUGCCAAAGUGACUUCAAACUACCGGUAUUUACCAAAGACGGUGACUUUCCCAUUUCUUCUGAAAAUUUAAUCAAAAUCGGAUGUAAAAUAAGAAAGUUAUGACAUUUUGAAAUUUCGCUAAUUUUUUUUUCACAGAAUAGUUAUAUGCACCACUCAGUGACAUGCAAAUGAGAUAGUUGAUGAUGUCCCUCACUCACUAUUUCUUUUGUUUUUUUAUUGUUAGAAUUUUUACAAAUUUGACCGUAAGGACCAACUUGACUGAACCACAAAAUGUUUAAACAAUGGUAAUUCCACAUAUUCAAAGAGGAAUAAAACUCUCUUCACAUGACAAUAAGGAGAAAAUUAGAAUGUUUCAUAUAACAUUUAAUAAAAUAGAAAUAAGUGGAUGAUGUCAUCAGUUGCCUCAUUUGCAUACCGACCAGGAAGUGAUAUAACUGUUUUGUGAAAUUAAGCGAAAUUUUAAAAUGUCAUAACUUUUUUGUUUCGCACCCGAUUUUGAUGAGAUUUUCAGUGUUAUUCUUUUUUAAUUUUUCUCUUUUUAUUCAAAUCAACUUUUUGUUGAGGUGUACUUGGCAAUGGCAGAUUUAUGCGUUCUGUCUUAUUGUAAAGACUACAUCCGCGUUGCUUGACUAGAGUAUGAUUAUAAUAAUAAGUUAUUUAUGAACGAAUUUUGAAUAUGAUUAUAACUUUGAUCAUAAACAACCUAAACAUAAACUGGCGUGAAUUAGGGGGGAUGUUCUAUCUGGCAAACUUGGGGAAGAGGGGGUACUUCAUACAAAUACCAUGAACAAAGGCCCACCCCAUGCAUGCUUCAAGGAAUAUACAUGUAUACUAAGUUUAUCAAAUCAAUGAAGUCAAAUUAUAGGGGGACCAAUAUUUCAUUAUAAUAACCAUCUAAAGCAUUUCAAAUGCAAUGAAGCUUUAACAAUGAAAUGUUGCUUCAUCUCUGAAUAUAUACCAUUUUAAUGACUAUUAAAAAUCUUUCGUUUCUGUAAUCGAGAUAGAAACAAACAAUUCGAUGCCUCUCUAUUAAUUAUAGAAUUCUUGGAGAAUUACUGGGCCCUAGGAGAUAUUUGCUGAUCAUCUUAUGAGGUUAUAUUGAAAACAAGUAUCAUGAUUAAAUCCUCUUUUGAUAAUUAAUCUAGUGUAUGGUGGGAAUUUGAUGAACGGGAAGGUAUAAAAAGAAUGAAAAGGGACGUUACAAGAUUCUUUAGGUUUUGUGAAUCGGGGCGAUAGAUUCUAAAAGAUGAAGAUUUUUAUUCUUCUUGCUCUGGCUACUGCUGCUGCAGCCGUGCGAUAUGAUGGAUAUCAGGCACUUCGUGUGGAGCCAAGGGAUGAACUACAGCUUGACUUUCUUAACAACCUGAAAAAUGAACUUGAAGGAAGGAUAUCAUUCUGGUCUCAACCCCGAACCAUCAAGCGGCCAACCGACAUCCUUGUCCAACCUCGCUUCCAAGAUGACAUCAAGGAAUUGUUGGAUGCUAAACAAAUCAAAUAUUCUGUCAUGAUCGACGAUGUCCAGUCCGUCAUCGACUCACAGUUCCGCUCUGAAGAUGAAGUCGAGAUCAGUGCGGAUUUCAUCUACAGCCUCUAUCACACAUAUGCCGAGAUCCAAGCUUGGGUUUUUGAUAUUGCAGAUGAAUACAGCUCUAUUGCUCAGCAAUUCCAGAUCGCAACAUCUUACCAUGGUCGUGCUAUCAACGCUCUGAAGAUCAGUACAGGAGGCGGUGGUACAAAGAAAGCAGUCUACUGGCAAGGAGGCAUCCACGCACGUGAGUGGAUCUCACCAGCUACAGUCAUGUUUAUAACCAAGUCUCUUCUGGAGAGGUACGGCGUGGAUAACGAUGUGACAGAAAUCCUAGAUACUUUCGAUUUUUACAUUGUACCCUCACUCAACGUCGAUGGCUAUUAUCAUUCUUGGAACUUUGACCGAUUGUGGAGGAAGACUCGAUCGGUUAACAGGGGCAAUGGAUGCCGAGGUGUUGAUCCUAACAGGAACUAUGAAUAUGAAUGGGGAGGUGAGGGUGCAAACCCCAAUCCCUGCACAGAAACCUACCCAGGACCGAACGCAUUCUCUGAACGCGAGAUAGCCGACACAACAUCUUUCCUUCUCAACGCCAACCAGGAGUUCGUUUGCUUCAUCGACUUCCACAGUUACUCUCAGCUCUGGCUUGCUCCCUGGUCGUACACGGCCAGGACACGCCUCCCAGAGGACGUGGAGGAUCACUUUGACGCUGGAAUGAAGGCUAUCACCGCCUUAGAGAGUGUGUACAAUACAGACUACCUCUAUGGACCCUCCGCCUUGACCCUCUACGCCGCCUCAGGAUGCAGUGUGGAUUGGGGUUACGCCAAACUGGGAGCCAAGUACUCGUAUGUGGUAGAGCUGAGAGAUAUGGGAUCAUACGGGUUUCUCCUUCCCUCUGAUCAGAUCAUCCCAACCGGAGAGGAGACACUUGAAGGAGUCCUGGCACUCUGUAAACACAUGGUGGAAGAAUACAAGUAGAUAGAAUUUAUAGUUACAGGAAUGGAAUCCCAAUCUAAAGGGAAUAAAAUGAUCGCAUAAUCACUCUUUCACGAGUAAACAAAGUCUUGAAAAGUGAGAGAACUAAUCCAUUUCUUUUUUUUUUCACAGAACACUAUUCCAAGCAAUAAAAGAAUGAUAGAAGAAUACUAGAACAUCAUGUUCACGCUCUUAAAAAAAAACCAAAUCACUCUUUGACGAGUAAAUAUUCAUUGAAAACUAAAACUUUACACUGUAUUAUUUUGUAGCAUUGCAAGAUGAGACACUGUGAAUGUUUGUAUUUCAGAAAUCGUUUUUUAAUGAUAAUCUACCAGGGAGCUCAUGUUCCAAUUCUAAAUUCCUAUCUUGGAAUAGAGUAUCAAAGCCAAGUCAGAGGGAAACUAUCCUAUUGCUAAGGCAAGCGGCAGACCUCGGGGCCGAGUGGGACCUUGGAAUCUUAGACGCCCGUAUUUUAUUGACAUUUUGGUAGCUAUUAAUACUGUGGUGGCGAACUUUUACCUAAGAAGAAAAUAUGAUUCUAGACGUAGUCAGAAAGUUGGUUUACACUGAUUUUUCUAAAGAGCCCAAGUAUCGUCCGACACAAUAACGCAAUUUAUCGUCAAUGUGACACUCAUCCAACUAUAUUUUCCCUUUUUGUGCGCCUCGGAGGAAGAUUAUUUUAAAUAAAAGUUGUUUCAUGCUUCUGCUUAUCAUCAUAGUUUGAGAGUAGUUAUCAUUAUUUUAUUUCACUUGUUAUUAUCAAUAUUAAUAAUAUUAUCGAUAUCAUUAUCGUCA
Lytechinus pictus (painted urchin) is the source of this 3518-nucleotide messenger RNA. Its product is annotated as carboxypeptidase B-like. The coding region runs from base 1470 to 2726 and encodes 418 amino acids. The record is from RefSeq and is a predicted model, not a curated record. Gene Ontology annotation, biological process: proteolysis. Gene Ontology annotation, molecular function: metallocarboxypeptidase activity; zinc ion binding. The transcript is spliced from 10 exons. NCBI's taxonomy places the organism in Eukaryota, Metazoa, Echinodermata, Echinoidea, Temnopleuroida, Toxopneustidae.